Molecule: messenger RNA, 456 nt
Organism: Linum tenue
Lineage: Eukaryota; Viridiplantae; Streptophyta; Magnoliopsida; Malpighiales; Linaceae
Source: the annotation of a GenBank genome assembly
AUGUUGAGGGCUUUCGCUCGGAAUCUAGGGGAGGGAACUAUCACUCGAGCUGAGAUAACGAGGUUGGUACAUGGACUUCAAGCUGCCUGGGAGAUGGCGAUCAGGAAAUUGAUCGUGCAGACGGACUCAAGGACGGCUAUUCAGCUAAUCACGAUGGCGGGUUUUCGUCACCCACGCUCAGCUAUGAUCUUGGAAGCUCAGAGACUCCUCGCUCAGGAUUGGGAGGUGGAGCUUCAUCAUGUGUUUAGAGAGGGUAAUGUUGUUGCUAGACCUGGCAAUCGGGUCGGGUCGGGUAAUUUCGGUUUGAGAACUUCGGUUACGGGUCGGGUCAUAUUUGGUUGGCUUAUUUCGGGUCAAAUAUUGGCCCAACCCAUUCGGUUUCGGGUCGGGUUACAGGUCAUUUCGGGUUAUGAGCGUUCUCAGAAACAAUAUCAAACAUGCUUCAUAUUUUCUUAA